ACCCAGCCACCAAAGAAAACCCUAAAAGUUACCCUCCAUCUUUAGGAACCCAUAAACACAACCCUUUUCCCUCUUCUCUUCGACUACCGCCACCGCAAACCCUAGCUCCGCCACUUCUUCCUCACCAAGUCCAUUCUCUUUCUCAUUCGCUUCUUCAUCCUCCACCGCAAGAGGAAGUGGCGGCGCCACUACUACCGCACCGUCCUUCGGCUUUGGCUCCACACCUUCCUUCUCUGCAGCCUCUGUGUCGUCGUUUUCCUUAGGUUUUGGGUCCGCACUGACCGCAUCUCGCUCGGCUCCUGCUCUAGCUCCGUCUCUAUUCGGCUCUACUUUUUUGGCUUCUACUAUGGCAGCUUCGAGUACCGAUUCUCCCAUUUUCUGUGCUGCGAGUUCAGGCUCCUCCUUGUUCUCCACACCAUCUUUUGGUGGAACUUCCUCUACUACGACGCCGUUUGGGGCAAAACCCUCUGCUGCGACCACACCAUUUAGCGGAGCAUCUUCUGCUUGACCCUCACUAUUUGGUGGAGCAUCUUCGCUAUUUGGCCCUCUGUCGCACCAUCAAGGCAACCCUCUUGUUCUGGUGUUGAGCCUAGUGUCCUAUUUUGUAAGAUAAAGGGUGAUUGUAUUGGUAUCCGGCCGAAUUAAAGUCUGGUGAUGAUAGAAAGAUAUCAGAAGUGGUAAAUAGUAUGAAAGACUUGAUAGAUUACAGCAGAGAGACAGGGACUGGACCCAUAGUUGCCCCUACUGCAUAAAGAUCUUUUUGCAUCUGGAUUACGUAAGAGAUCCAGCGUUCUUCUGUACGAUCCUCUUGGAACUAGCAGAACUUUCAAUAGUUGUGCUUUCGCUGCUGUUGCCUCUGCCACCUCUCUUGGUUUGCUUUUGCUGUGGUACUGAUGUUGCUGCUAGGGUUUUCGAUGGAUGUCUCCAAGGAUUUGAUGGAUAUGCCCCGUCAUUUGAAAGAAUAUCAACUUGGUGUAGAAAGGUUUUUACAUUACUUGUUGCAAGUACCAAUCAAGAGCAUACUUCCUGACCAUAUUGCCAUCGCUCUAGUUUGAUUAUGCUCAUUUUUUCGUCGGGUAUGUCAGAAGGUAAUUAGCCUAGCUGAGGUGGCAAACUUAGAAGCAGAGAUUGUUGAGACAUUAUGCCAACUCAAGAGGAUUUUUCCUCCAAGCUUUUUUGACAUAAUGGUGCACUUGCCUAUUCAUGUGGCAAAUGAAGUGAGGUUAGGUGGUCCAGUUCAAUAUCGUUGGAUGUACCCUGUUGAAUGGUAUAUGUGCACACUAAAAUCGUAUGUUCGUAACAGAAGUCGUCUAGAGGGGUCCAUUGCUGAAGGAUAUUUGGCUAAUGAGUGUAUAAACAUUUGCUCAAGAUAUUUGCAUGAGGAUGUUCAGACAAGAUUCAAUAGAGUCCCUCGAAAUAAUUAUGAGUGUGUUUCAGAUGAGAUGCGAACUCCCAAUUUGUUUCCAAAGAAAGGAUGUCCCUUAGGUGGACAAAUGGGAAAUGUGUUCAUCUUAGAUGAAAAAUCAGAAGCACAAGGGUAUGCAUACAUCCUGAACAACUAUGAUAAAAUCGAAGUCUACAUGAGGAUAGAAAAAAGGGAGAUCACUAAAAGAAAAAGAAUAAUUACCUUAGGUUAAAAGAACAUGAAACAUAAAAGUCCAAAAAAAAUAAUUCUUUUGAGGUGAUGCAAGUUAGGUCAAGUGUUGAAUUGCUACAAAAAUAUAAUAUUAAGAGAUAGAAGAUCAUGGCUGAAAAUAAUAAAGCUAGGUUGCAAGCUCAAGGCCUAAAAGAUCUAAUAAGAAAACAACCCAUCACAAUAGUAGAAGAUGCAUUUGAAGAGCAAACUGGGGCUCCGAAGAAGAAAAAGAAAGUCCCACCAAACUCACUAUUUCAAGAAUGUGAGUGUAUUGGGAAUAAUUCAAAGGCUGUUGAAAAGAACCCCCAAAGUGAGAAUGAGGCAAUGUUUCAAGCUGAAAAGAACUCGAAAACUGGGAAUAAAAAAACUGUUGAAGAUGAUACAAUGGAUCAAGAUGAUGCAAGUUCUAAUAAGGAGGGAGAAGAUACAAGUGGGCUGAGCAUAGAAUCAAACAAAAAGGGAAUGAGUAUUGACAUGUAUUUUAAGGUGCAUGGGAUUAAUUUCGAAGACGAGGAAGAUGAGGAAGAUGAGGAAGAUGCUGCAAAUAUUGAGGGUGGUGGAGGACAAGCUAGUAAUGAAGGCACUAAAAAGAAAACUCGUGGCAAGACCUUAUGCAAAAAUAUUCAUGCCACUGAUUUUAAUGAUCGACGAGAGGUGGAGUUUUUACAAGGGCAGCCUAUUGGUCCAACCAAGGAGGUCGUAGCUAACCUAGGCCAAUUUUUGGGUUCAACAAUUAUAAAUCCCCGUUUUGUGACUUUGCUAUAUACUAGUUGGCAUGGUGUGCCUGAUAAUAUCAAGAAGGGCAUGUGGGAGUACGCCAACCAAAAGUUUAUUCUUCCAAUAAGUUCAAAGCCGUGGGUCAUGCGGGGAUUUUGUCGUGCAUGGAAAAAAUACAAGGGUGAAAUUAAAAAAGAACAUUUCUUAAAGUACAACACAAAGAAAGAAAUGAUAAAGAAUCGACCAUUAGAGAGUCCUGAAUUUCAGUUUCGCAAGCUAAUUCGGUAUUGGAGUCUUCCUGCUAUCAAGAAUGAACUUCAAAGCCGCAUAGAGGCAGGGGAAAAUCAUGAGGAUGCAUUUGUAGCAGUGCUAGGAAAGGACCAGCCAGGUCGAGUUCGUUGUUAUGGGACUUCAAUUACAAGAAGAUCUCUUAGAAAGGAUGAGGAGAUUCGCCAAGUGAAGGUUGAAUACAAUGAUAAGGUGCAUUCAUUAGAAAAGAAGAUGGACGGUGUUUGUGGUCUAUUAAAGGUGAUGUUGCACCAACUCAAUCCUGGAAUGAGUGACGAAGAGGUAGCAGCCUUAGUGCAAGCAGCCCAAAAUUCUCCUUUGGAUGCCUCAAGUAAUAGACCAAGAAAUACUCCCCACUCCUCCGAAGCAACUCACAUUCCACCAACCGAUGAUGGCAGUGAUAAAAAUAAUGGAGCUCAUAAUGGAUGAUCACACUACUCAUGAAAUUUGAUAUUUUGUAACUAAGUAUAUAAAAGAAGUAGAUAUAUGACACUUGUUGAAAUGGCAAUUCUUAUUUACUUGUUAUGACUUUACUUUUUGGUACUUUGUCAUCAAAGCCUACUUUUAUGGUGACAAUUUUAUAUGUAUGU
Molecule: messenger RNA, 3231 nt
Organism: Arachis duranensis
Lineage: Eukaryota; Viridiplantae; Streptophyta; Magnoliopsida; Fabales; Fabaceae
Exons: 11
Coding region: 1745-3070 (441 amino acids)
Source: RefSeq, a predicted model, not a curated record